AUGAUACUGCCUAAUCUCACCCUCUCUCUGUCUCUGUCUGUCUGUCUGUCUGUCUGUCUGUCUCUCUCUCUCUCUCUCUCUCUCCUUAUUCUCUUUUUCUUUUUUUCUCUUCUUUUCUUUCUACCAUUAUUUAUUCUUUACUUUCCCUUUCUUUCAUUCGUUUCUCUUAUUCUGCUACAUUCUCUCAAUUUCUCUUUCUUGCUCUUCUCUCUCUCUCUCUCUCUCUAUAUAUAUAUAUAUAUAUAUAUAUAUAUAUAUAUAUAUCUUUUCCCUUCCUUUCUCUCUUUCUUUCUCUUCUCUUUCUUUCUUUUCCCUUUCUUUCACUUUUUCUUUCUCUUUUCUUUCUUUCUUUCUUUCCCCUUCCUUUCUCUUUUUUCUUUUCUCUUUCUUUCUUUACCCUUCCUUUCUCUUUUUCUUUUUCUUCUCUUUCUUUCUUUCCCCUUUCUUUCUCUUUUUUCCCUUCUCUUUCUUUCUUUUAACUUUCUUUCUCUUUUUCUUUCUCUUCUCUUUCUUUCGUUUCCUUUCCUUCUCUUUUUCUUUCUCUUCUCUUUUUUAUUUCCCUUUCUUUCUCUUUGUCGUUCUCUUCUCUUUCUUUCUUUUCCCUUUCUUUCUCUUUUUUCCUCUUCUCUUUCUUUCUUUUCCCCUUCUUUCUCUUUCUUCCUCUUCUCUUUCUUUCUUUUCCCUUUCUUUCUCUUUUUCUUUCCCUUCUCUUUCUUUCUUUUCCAUUUCUUUCUCUUUGUCUUUCUCUUCUCUUUCUCUCCCUUCUUUUUCUUUUCUUCUCUUUCAUUUUCUGCCUUUUCUUCUUCUAUCUCUUCUCCUUUUUCUUUCUCUUCUUUUUCUAUCUCUUCGCUUACUCUCUCUUCUUUUGCUUUCUAUUCUCUUUCUUUCUUUUCUCUUUCUCUUUUCUAUUUCAAUCUUUCCUCCUUUCUUUCCUUUUUUCCGCCUUUCUUUCUUUCUUUCUUUCUUUUUCCAUAG
Molecule: messenger RNA, 975 nt
Organism: Acanthosepion pharaonis
Lineage: Eukaryota; Metazoa; Mollusca; Cephalopoda; Sepiida; Sepiidae
Source: the annotation of a GenBank genome assembly